Papaver somniferum (opium poppy) is the source of this 795-nucleotide messenger RNA. RefSeq names its product mitochondrial pyruvate carrier 1. Lineage: Eukaryota; Viridiplantae; Streptophyta; Magnoliopsida; Ranunculales; Papaveraceae. The record is from RefSeq and is a predicted model, not a curated record. The transcript is spliced from 5 exons. Gene Ontology annotation, cellular component: mitochondrial inner membrane. The coding region runs from base 101 to 445 and encodes 114 amino acids. Gene Ontology annotation, biological process: pyruvate import into mitochondria.
CUUCAGUUCUUCUUUUUUCUCUGUUCUGUAGAAGAAGAAGUGAAGUUUUGUUUGAACAUUACCAUCUACCAAUUUCAAGGUGUGCAGAAUUUAGUAGCAAAUGGCCGCCUUUAAAGCGUUCUUGAAUAGCCCAGUGGGUCCUAAAACAACUCAUUUUUGGGGUCCUAUUGCCAAUUGGGGAUUUGUUGCAGCUGGGUUAGUUGAUAUGCAAAAACCCCCAGAACUGAUAUCUGGCAACAUGACUGGAGCAAUGUGUGUCUAUUCGGGGUUGUUCAUGAGGUUCGCAUGGAUGGUACAGCCACGAAACUAUCUACUUCUGGCAUGCCAUGCCUCAAAUGAGACUGUCCAGCUUUAUCAAUUCUCACGAUGGGCUAAAGCGCAAGGGUACUUGGAGGGCAAAAAAGAUGAAGCUAAAAAACCAGAGGAAGCAAAAAAACCAGAGUGAUUUGAACUAGAUCGACCAGUUCUUGCUUGAAUUUGAUAUAAUGUUCUCAUUUUAUUCUGCCGGUUGUGUUUAAGCUUUUCUCGAGUACAACUAGUAAUGUUGAAGUUGACCUUGUAUGCUUGUUAAUUAAUUUGCUCAGCAAAAGAUUCGCAGCUGAGCAGACUCUUCUCCCGCUCUUUUGAUCUUCUGGAUUUUCUUGACAUUUACCAGCUCCAUCUAAAUAAAUUGUCCAUACUACCAACAAAGCUGUGAAAUGACCUUUUUUUUGUGCCUGCAAAUGCAAAACACCAAUUUGUAUUUGACAGGGAAGAAAAGAAAUGUGCUAAAAGAGCAUAUAAGUUUUGUUUGUA